Aspergillus thermomutatus is the source of this 906-nucleotide messenger RNA. RefSeq lists its product as uncharacterized. The coding region runs from base 1 to 906 and encodes 301 amino acids. Gene Ontology annotation, molecular function: ATP binding; protein serine/threonine kinase activity. Gene Ontology annotation, cellular component: cytoplasm. NCBI's taxonomy places the organism in Eukaryota, Fungi, Ascomycota, Eurotiomycetes, Eurotiales, Aspergillaceae. The transcript has 4 exons. The record is from RefSeq and is a predicted model, not a curated record. Gene Ontology annotation, biological process: protein phosphorylation.
AUGAAGCUUGAAAUAGCGCGUUCUCUGGGCCAGCCAGGAGUUGUGGACAUUAUCAAUUACCAAACCCACCCUCAACGGGAUUACCAAGCACUUCAUCUCACACAUGGACGAGGUGCCCAUGUUGUGGUUGAAAAUGUAGGCCCUACCACUAUAGCCCAGAGUCUCCGUUCCCUCGCCCGCAGAGGUACUGUUUCGCAGGUUGGCUUUCUGGGGGGGUUCAAUGUGGACCACUUCCUUGACACGAUUGGACCUUCGCUAGCGAAGAGUGCAGUAAUAAGAUGUGUUCUCGAAGCGCUAAAUAGUCUCCACGAGGGCGGCUAUGUACAUGCAGAUGUCAAGCCGGAUAACGUCUUUGUAAAUUACAUAGACCGAGGCGCCGAGAACGAUGUGCGAUUUUCAGAGGUCCAGCUUGGGGAUCUUGGUGGCACAUGCCAUGUUGACUCGAAGUGGGCAAAAUCAGGAACUCCACUGGGAGCGCCUAUGUGGCGCAGUCCAGAAAUGAUCAUGGAGACUCCUUGGGGCACUCCGACCGACAUUUGGUCAUUUGGGACCAUGCUAAUAAGUCUUAUCUACGGUGGCGACUUCAACUUGUUCGACCCUACUACCGUACCCUAUGGCCAUGAAGAGUAUAGCCUAGAGGUUUUGAAGCAACAAUUCCGAUACUUUGGUCCGUGGCCCGGCAAGUAUGAAGAAGUUGCAAGCCCUGAGACCGUGCACGCCAUUAUGUGGAUUAUGCAGGAGAUUCCCAAAUCAGAAACUACGCCGUUCUCCAUGAUAACGGAGAAGGAGGUCUGUAAGAAAGAUAGAGAGUUCAUUAUGGGGAUCAUGAAGAUGGACUGGAGGGACAGGCCGACACCGAAGGACUUGUUAGGCCACAAGUGGUUUAAUGAGGAUUGCGAGGAAUAG